Metarhizium brunneum ARSEF 3297 is the source of this 1359-nucleotide messenger RNA. RefSeq lists its product as uncharacterized. NCBI's taxonomy places the organism in Eukaryota, Fungi, Ascomycota, Sordariomycetes, Hypocreales, Clavicipitaceae. The record is from RefSeq and is a predicted model, not a curated record.
AUGCUCGACGAUAACCUCCCCACGUUUCGACUCCGGCAAUCCUCCGACAACCCCCAGAACACCCUGCUCUACUUCACGCACAACGGAUCCGAGCCCUCGCCCGAAUACCUGCUGAAGCGACCGCUGCCGUCCGAGUCCCGGAACCAGUACGCCCUCGGCCUGCUCGACGUGAAUCACCCCUCUGUGAUAUACGCCGAAGUUCUGCUCCAGCCCGAAUGGACCCAGCCGAGUCUGUCGGCUGCCGAGCUACGGGCCCAGAAUGGCGUUUCGACGCCCCUCCCCAUGACGCCGGAGGCUUUCAACGUGCUGCUGUAUAAUCCGGACCAGAGCAUCGCCGUCAAGCGAAACCAUGGCAGCUGGAGCAAGUCCAACACGUGGGACUUUGAGGUCCCCGAGCGGAGCUUCAAGGUGCCCAGCUCGAGCCAGAUCGAUAGGGACACCACGCCUGCCAUUCCGGAGCUGGCCCCCAAGGUGGUGUUUCGGUGGAAAAAGGACGGCCGCCUGAGCAAAGACAUGACUUGUUACAUGUCUGGGAGAAGUGUGGGCGGGAAGAAGAGCAAGGAGCCCGACAUCACGAUUGCCAUGUUCCAGGCGGGAAAGAAUGAGAGCGCCGUGACGAUUUACGAACCCAACAUGGCUCGUGUCGAGGUCGAGGACCGCAAAGGCCUCGAAGUCGCCCUGAUACUGAGCGCCGAAGUCAUCCGCGACCUGUAUCUCGUCCCGCGGCAGGACCCGUUCAACACGGCAGGCGGACCGGGGCCAUCUGCUCCAAAGACGUCGAGGCCAUCGGCGUCGCCGCCGCAACAGAUGCCCAUGGCGUCUGGGGCUCUGGGCCCCGGAGUCUCCCCCGCCGGUCCAGGAGCCAGCCCUUCGGCCCUGCAAUCAAGUGUCGACGCCGAGACGAGACGUCUGCAAGCCAUGGUGGCGGAGGAAACGCGCCAGACACGAGAGCGCGAGAAACGAGACGAGGAGGAGCAGAAGAGGAUCCGAAAGAUGCUUGAGCAAGAGGAAAAGGAGCGUCGCAGACGCGAGGCCGAGGUCGAAAAGGAGACGGAGCGUCUGCGCAAGCAAUACGGCGUCCCGGCACCCCCCAACGGAGGACCGCCCGGCUCUUCGCCAGCGCUUCCUCCACGGCCCGGUCAAAAUCAGUACUACGCCUCGGGCGGUCUGGGCUCGGGACAACCGCCCAUGCCCCCGCGUCCCAAUAGCGUGGGACCUCCGCCGCAGCCGGAAUCGUCGAAUGCCGGUGGCAGGAGGAAGCAUUCGGGUCCAUUUGGGGGAAGCGUCAGCGGGCUCUUCCAUAGAUCUGACGAGGACAGGCGGAACAAGGUGGAGAAGAAGAGGAGUGUGCACUUCUGA